Penaeus indicus is the source of this 1329-nucleotide messenger RNA. RefSeq names its product EF-hand domain-containing protein 1-like. Gene Ontology annotation, biological process: mitotic cytokinesis; cilium-dependent cell motility; mitotic spindle organization. The record is from RefSeq and is a predicted model, not a curated record. The coding region runs from base 1 to 1329 and encodes 442 amino acids. NCBI's taxonomy places the organism in Eukaryota, Metazoa, Arthropoda, Malacostraca, Decapoda, Penaeidae. Gene Ontology annotation, cellular component: axoneme; mitotic spindle. Gene Ontology annotation, molecular function: alpha-tubulin binding. The transcript has 10 exons.
AUGGCAAGGAAGGCUAUGAAAGGGACAAGGGAAAUUGCGGAGUAUUCACGAAAUACGUCCCUAUCAAAGGAAUUUACUCAGAAUAAUUCAGCGUAUUGCCUAAUGCAGGGGGCUGUACCACUACCCCCGCCCUGGAUGACAAAGAGCCUUGGCGUCAUGAGCGCCCGAGGUCGAGCCGCUCUCCUCUGCCGCACAUACAACUCCGGCCUAGACCAAGGGCGGCAGCUGAGCCGACAGCGCGUGCCGCACCCCGACGGCGGGCUCUGGCACUGGACUCACCUCAAUCUGGGCAUGGACCUGUGUCUCUACGGCCGCCACUACAUCAUCUGCGACUGCGAUGCCUUUACUAAGGACUUCCUGCUGAGCGAGGGAACAGAGUUGGAGAAGCCCCUCCCAAUCCCCGUUGAUCCGUACGACGUCCUGAGGAAGUCGCGGGCAGAAUCCCCUUCCCGCUGGUCCGACCUGCGCCCUCAUUCGGCCCCUCUGGCGCCCUCGGGGUUGAGGGGCCUCGUUCUCAAGUUCGAUGCCAUGGUCGAGGAGUCCGAGGGAGGGCGCCCCGCUGCCAGCCCCGCCGUGCUGCUGUACCGACCGGAGGACCAGACGGUGGAGCUGCGCCGCCCGUCGUAUCUCGACCACACUGAGAUCAAGAAGUUCAGCCCCGUCAUCCUCAGAGCCGUCAGAGUGCCUAAGUAUGACACGAGGAAGGCUGGAUUUGUAGACAUCGGGGAAGAGGAACAGAUGGAGGUGUGGUUAACGCCGCGAGAUCUGGUGCCACCAACUUCUGUCACUAUAUUUGGAAGGCGAGUGAUGGUGACGGGGUGCGACGACCAGACGAGACGGUUCCUGCUGGAAUACUACGGAGUGGAAAACGCGCCCAGUAUGAAGCAGAUUGAAAUCACCAAGGUAGGGUCAGGGCAGAACUUCUGUAAAACAGAAACGCCAAUCAUCAUCUGUUGCCUAGCCCUGUAUCAUGCCGACGAGCGCGGGUCCAGCGGCAGGACGCAGUCGGACAUCGUGCCCCGGCCUCUGGUUCGCAGGGGCAUCCUGGACCCGCGUGACGCCACGGUCCUGCGCUUUUCGGCUCAGCUGGAUACGCCGGACAAUAAAGACGGAGAUCGAAACUUCAUCAUGAUUUACCACGUUGCGGAUGCUACUGUAGAAAUUAAAGAACUGGAUCUCACAGAAACAGGUCUGCUGGUUCCAGGCACCAAUUACAUCAGUGGCGUAAGCAGUGUAUCCGUGGAGACUGACCAUUUCCUCCUUGGCAGUCAUUUUUCCCGUCGUUUAUUUUGGCCAACUUCAGUAACUGCCCCGAGGCGUCUCCACUGA